Hipposideros armiger (great roundleaf bat) is the source of this 2153-nucleotide messenger RNA. RefSeq names its product Rac family small GTPase 1 (gene RAC1). Bases 1 to 642 code for a protein of 213 amino acids. NCBI's taxonomy places the organism in Eukaryota, Metazoa, Chordata, Mammalia, Chiroptera, Hipposideridae. The record is from RefSeq and is a predicted model, not a curated record. Gene Ontology annotation, biological process: small GTPase-mediated signal transduction. Gene Ontology annotation, molecular function: GTPase activity; GTP binding. The transcript is spliced from 6 exons.
AUGGCUUUAGGAAGGUGCUGGAAUUUGAGCUGCCCCUCACAGGCAACAAAAUCUAUUAGCGACAAAGUAGAAGUUACAGAGGAAAGCUAUGUUUGCAUAGCCGUUGGUAAAACUUGCCUCCUGAUCAGUUACACAACCAAUGCAUUUCCUGGAGAGUAUAUCCCCACUGUCUUCGACAACUAUUCUGCCAAUGUUAUGGUCGAUGGGAAACCGGUGAAUCUGGGCUUGUGGGAUACUGCUGGACAAGAGGAUUAUGACCGAUUACGUCCCCUCUCCUAUCCGCAGACAGAUGUAUUCUUAAUUUGCUUUUCUCUUGUGAGUCCUGCAUCAUUUGAAAAUGUUCGUGCAAAGUGGUAUCCUGAAGUGCGACACCAUUGUCCCAACACUCCCAUCAUCCUGGUGGGGACUAAGCUUGAUCUUAGGGAUGAUAAAGACACGAUUGAAAAACUGAAGGAGAAGAAGCUAACGCCCAUCACCUACCCACAGGGCUUAGCCAUGGCUAAAGAGAUCGGUGCUGUGAAGUACCUGGAAUGCUCGGCCCUCACACAGCGCGGCCUCAAGACAGUGUUCGAUGAAGCCAUUCGAGCCGUGCUCUGCCCACCUCCUGUCAAGAAGAGGAAGAGAAAAUGCCUGCUGUUGUAAAAUGUCUGGGCCCGUCUCCUGCUGCCCUGUGCCCUUGGAACCUUUGUACGCUUCGCUCAAAAAUGAUGGAGCCUUCGCACUCAAUGCCAAGUUUUUGUUACAGAUUAGUUUUUCCAUAAAACCAUUUUGAACCAAUCAGUAAUUUUUAGGUUUUGUUUGUUUAAAGUGUACAAGUUCAAACUUUCACAUUCUAUUAAAAUUCAGCCCCAAAAUGACAAGCUUUCUUAAGGCCUUAUUUUUCAAAAGCCCCUAUUCUUGCUCAGAGUAAGAGUUGCCAAAAUACCUUGUGAACUAAAUUGCAUUGUUUUGCUAAGAACACUAAGCACUAAACUGUUUAAAGACUUUUGUCUUUAAGAUGUAGCUUCUGAAGUUAAGAAAGGCAGACACUUUGUAACUCAUUUCACACAGGAGCAGUACAGCUUCUUCUGAAAUGUUGCCAUUGAAUGCAUUGAUAAUUGAUCAACCCAUGUUCGCCUAACAUUGUACUGUAUGUCACAAUGGAGUGAGUGCAACGACUCAACUCUUUGGAUUGAUCUUCUUGAUUUCAUAGUGAGAUUUUUUUUUUAAUGUUAGUGUAUUAGCUUUUGCUGAGAUUUUAACAGAACUCUUACGUGUCCCUCUGAGGAAGUAUUCUGCCCUAGCCAUGGGUGCACUGGGGUGGAGGGGUGGGGGACACUUGAUGGGAUCAAAAGACAAAGACAGUAUUUCGACAAAAUAUGAAGUGGACAUUAAUUUACACUACAUUGUACACGUAAUAAUUAAACUGAAUAAAAGUGUCACGGGUAAAAUUUUAAAAACGUUAAUUUCUGUCAAAUGUAGAUGAAGAAAGUUGGUAUUAAUCAGUUAAUCAGUAAGUGUUUUCUUAAGCUUUUCCUUUUUUUUAAAACCUGCAGCCCCUCCCAAAAUUGGGCAUUUAAUUCAUCUUUGAACUGGUCAUUCCCAUAGUUGCUAACUUAGUAAGUGCUUUUCUUAUAGAAUCUAAUGAGCAAUAUGCCUCCUUGUAUUAUAAUUUUUCUUGAUAAUGCAUUAGAAACUUUUUUUGUAGAGUAGUAAAAGUGCAUUCCUGUUUUCAUGUUACUUUAUUCAAGCUAAUAAGUGCUUUCCUUAGUUUUCUAGUAACUAGAUGUAAAAAUCAUGUGUUGCAUCUUUACGGUUUUUAAAAUAUUUUAGAUAUUCUUAAACUAUGAACCUUAACAUCACUGUCUUGCCAGAUCACCGACCUGUACCCUGACUAACGCUGACACUCCUGCCAUGCCCGCGUAGGCACGCUUCCCGUGGCUCUGCCUAACAGUGUUCCCUUGGGUCUGUGGGGUUGUGUAAGCCCCGUGCUCGUGCUAACGGAGUUCCCUACAUCUUACCCACUGGCAAGAAUACAAGGUUGGACCUUUCAACCACUAGAAAAUUUUUUAAAUUGACAAUUGCAGGAUUGUGGAGUGUUUUUACAUUGAUCUUUUGCUAAUGCAAUUAGCAGUAUGUUUUGCAUGUAUGACUUAAUAAAUCCUUGAAACAUA